AUUAUUUAGGUGUUGAAAAAAGUCAGUAGACUAUGAAUGAAUUGCUCAAGUAAAGUAAGUAACAAGAAACAAGUUAGUGAGACAAGUGAAAAAUGUUGUGAUCUAAGGGGAUGCCUUUGAUUGCAAAACAGUGAUGUUGUCAAAGGACUAAUCAUAAAAUGGAGACAAAUGCUAAGGAAGGAAAAAUAUGCAUUAAAUUUUAAGUUAUUAAAGUAAAAACAAAAAUAUAUAAUAGUGUUGUGAACUGAUUUAAGAGCUUGAUUUUAGUUUUUAGUUGACUGAAAUCUCCAUUUGGCAUAAGCUGAUACAUGGAAAAUAUACAUAAGUCACACACUAUGAAUAAGAAAGCAAGAGUCUGGCAGAUUUAGAGGAAUAUUUCCACCUUAUUUCUGAAUGACACGUUAAUGACCUCUGAGCGGGACGCGCCCAUAAAUCGGCAGGGUUGUUUUUAGCACCAUGGUCAGCGCCACAGUUGCUAUGUAGCUUCCCUGUGUUUGUGGUUUGUAUCCGCGAGUUGUGGAGGAAGCAGUUGCACCGAACCCUCCCUUAAAUCAUGAGCUAAAAGGUGUAGGAAGUGAAACUCGCAGCUUUGGCAAGAUUUUUAUUGUUACUCACGGCUUGUUAAGAAUUGAAAACAAUAUGUGCUGACUUAACAUGUACGCCAUACAGUCACCAAACGUCACGUUGGCACCAGGUUGAGAAUGCAAACUUCAGCACUUCAUACAGGCCCCCCCUCUCUCACAGGGAGAAUGGUUUAGCCCAUGGACUCGCUCCAGCACUCAUAGCACACAAGAGGACUACAAGAUACAGAUUUUUUUUGUCUGUCAACCAACGUCAGUUUACAGUAGUAACGCCGUUACACAACAUAAACACCAUUAUAGUGUUAAACAUUAUCUCGGGACUGGACGGGCUCUCUAAAGAGACCCUGGUGUGUCACUUAACGGCGGCUGUGUCGGUCGGAUGAGACCAGCAAAAGAGCUGCACUGCCAGUGCCUGGAAUAAAUAAGGCAUUCCUAUCCAUCCCUCUGUCCAUCCCUUCCCUCCCUCCCUCCUCUUGGGGCUGUAAAUAAGCUGGGGCUGUGUAGACCCUUGAGAGGCCCUUCCCCUCCCACUCUUCCCCACCACUGCUACCCCCCCGUCUAACUCCCCUGCCCACUCAGGCUCUGCUGCUGCUCUUUAUGUUGCUGAAAGGCGCCAGGGAGAUGCUCAGAUGAUCCAUUGGGCCAUCCUGAACCACAUCGUCCAUACACCCCGAGACAGGGAAGACUAACUACUGCGAGCGUGAGAGAGCCCUUGGAGGGUGCUGUGAGUACCCUGUGAGGCCCGCCCUCCCGCCAAGCCUGGCAGAAAGCUUGGCUUGCCCCUUCACUCCUCCAGCCCCUGAGAUGCCCUCCCCUCCCAAUGAAGGAGAGGAUCAAGGAGCGUCCCCCGUGAACGUGCCAUCUGUGGGCUCCUACCAGAGCAGUGGGAAGAGGAAGGUGCGCACCAAAAAGAAGAAAGGCACUAUCACCGCCAAUGUUGCUGGCACCAAAUAUGAGAUUGUUCGUAUAGUCAUCAGCGAGGUGGACUUCAUCAAGACCCGGGAAGAUGACGAGACUGCCAACCUCAUCUGGAAUGACUCGGCCGUGCAGCACGAGAAAAUCGCUGAGCUCAGGAAUUAUCAGAGAAUUAACCAUUUCCCUGGCAUGGGCGAAAUCUGCCGGAAAGACUGCCUAGCAAGAAAUAUGUCCAAAAUGAUCAAGUGCCAGCCUCAAGAGUACAGCUUCAUACCCAAAACCUGGAUCUUCCCCGCUGAGUACACUCAGUUCCAGAACUAUGUCAAGGAGCUACGCAGGAAACGCAAGCAGAAGACCUUUAUCGUCAAACCUGCCAACGGAGCCAUGGGUCACGGGAUCUCGCUUAUCCGUAACUGUGAGAAGCUGCCAGCCCAGGAGCACUUUAUCGUUCAGGAGUACCUGGACAAGCCCUUCCUGAUGGAGGGCUACAAGUUUGACCUGCGCAUCUACAUCCUGGUCACUUCAUGCGAUCCGCUUCGCAUUUUUCUCUACAACGACGGCCUGGUUCGCAUGGGCACCGAGAAAUACCACGCACCCAGUGAGGCCAACCUGAGCCAGCUCUACAUGCAUCUGACCAACUACUCAGUCAACAAACACAAUGAGAACUUUGAGCGAGACGAGACGGUGGAUAAAGGCAGCAAGAGGUCCAUCAGGUGGUUCACCGAGUUCCUCCGCACCAACGACUACGAUGUGGCCAAGUUCUGGGGAGACAUCUCGGAGCUGGUGGUGAAGACGUUGAUAGUGGCUGAACCCCACGUGCUGCACGCCUAUCGCAUGUGUCGCCCCGGCCAGCCACCAGGGAGCGACAGCGUCUGCUUUGAGGUCCUGGGCUUUGACAUCAUCCUGGACCGCAAACUCAAACCCUGGCUACUGGAGAUCAAUCGAGCUCCGAGCUUUGGGACCGAUCAGAAGAUUGAUUACGACGUGAAGAAAGGGGUGCUGCUCAAUUCUUUGAAACUCCUCAACAUUCGAGCCAGCGAUAAGAAACGCAACCUGGCCCAGCAAAAGGCCGAGGCUCAGCGACGACUCUACGGACAUGGCUCGAUGAAGAAACUCUCGGCCGCUUCCUCAGACUGGGAGAAACAACGUCACACACUGGAGCGUAGGAGAGAAGAGCUGAAAGAGCGACUGGCACAGGUCCGCAAGCAGAUCUCCAGGGAGGAGCAUGAAAAGCAACAUCUGGGGAACUACAGACGUAUUUACCCCCCAGACGACAAGCUGCUGUUGGAGAAGUAUGAAAGCCUGCUCUCGGCCGCCUUUCAGACCUUCCUCGCCGGGCGAGCUGCCUCACUUCAAAAGGAAAUGAAUAAUCCUCUGAAACGAAUGAAGGAGGAGGACAUCUUGGAUCUGCUGGAGCAAUGCGAGCUGGACGACGAGAAGCUGAUGGGCAAAUCCUCUAGGCAAAGAGGCCCUAAGCCCAUGACCGCCAUGCCAGAAUGCAGCCAGACACCGAGACGUCAACGACCGGACUACCUGGCUGACUUCACCAGCGGCAGCAGCGCCGAUAAUUCCUGCUCCUCCUCAGACGAAGAAGAGGAGGAGAGGAGGAAAGUAGGAGGAGGAGGAGAAGGAAGAAGUGGGGAGAAGAGGGAGAAGAAAGUUUCCUACGACCUUGGGGAGAGCAAGGACAAGAACUUGGCUGAGCGCUCAGGUCGCAUACACUGGAAACCUCCAAUCAAGUCACUCAAAACCAGCCCUGCCUCCUCUGCUUCCCCGACACUCUCCGGUCCAAUCAGGCGCUCUAUCUCCUGCCCUCGCUCCAUUGCCUCCCUCUCAUCGCCCAGUGAGGUGAGGGCACUGUCCACCAGGCCUUCUCCCACGGUUCCCAUGGCCACUCCCCUCGUCAGGCCGAGCUCCGCCACGCUGCGCUCUCACUCGCUGAGCCGCAGUGGCUCCGCCCACCGUGUUCCUCACAGCAAUAGCUUGGGGACCAUCCACUCCAACAUAGGAGAUCCGCUGAUAAACCUGAGGAGUAAAGAGCAGGAGGCCGAGCUGGUGCGUCAGACCCUGGCCGCGCUCACCGCCAUGAGGAUCAGGUUUCCGGGCAAAACCGAGGAAGAGGCCGAGGCUGUGUUGGAUGAGAUUCUUGACAACUGGAAAUACCAUAAAUCAAAGGUGGCCUCCUAUUGGCUGGUGAAGCUGGACUCUACCAAACAACGGAAGGUGUUGGACAUCGUAAGGACCAAUGUACGCUCAGCGCUGCAACGAAUCUGGAGGGAGCCGGACGUAGAGAGUCUCCACCUCUACCGGCUCUUUAACCGCGUCUUCAACCGGCUGCUCUGGAGUCAUGGACAGGGCCUGUGGAACUGCUUCUCCAACACUGGCUCAUCGUGGGAGACCAUCUUCAGUAAGAGCAGCGAGGUGGUUUCACCCCAGGAGCUGCAGUGCUGCCGCCGCCUGGUCCAGCUGUGCCGAGACUGCCUGUUGGUCGUCUACAAGUUUGUCUCAGAGUCCCGUGGCUCUUUGACCGGACUCAGCCCCGAAUGGGACGACACCAGCUUUCCAUUCGCUGCUGGACCAGCCUCUACCCAUGGCUCCACCCCUGCUGCUGUCGCUGCCGCUUCUUCCUCCUCUUCCUCCGUCUCUUCGCCCCUCGACGCAGGUCUCUGCUUGGUUUAGUUCCGCUAAACCCCCCAUCUUCCAGCACCGUCCCUGCUCCCCGCUUUUAGCUGAGCUGUAACAAAGGCUUGGUCCCACCUGCCCGCUGAUGGUUGCUUGGCUGCACAACCAACAGUCUAGCAUGGCCUCCUCUCCUUUCCCUCACUAAUACUUAAAUAAGUUAUGUUUGGAUUGAGGUACUCAGCAUGAGAAUCGGAUAUGUUUCAAAUAACUGAUGUCUAAAACUGUAAAUAAUGUAUCUGAAAGGAAGGAGACAGGAGAAGGAAGCAUUUUAAGACUGUUUGGAGCACUGUUUGUCCACACCGCAACCAGUCGGCCAGCUUGCUGCACAUCACCAGCCGAUCACCCCGCUGCCUCAUGCUUAACUAUGCUCUUUCACUCAACGCUUUUAUCAAGAGCAUCCUACCCCCGAGUGCAUUUUCAGUACGAGUGGCCUCAGUGGGGAGCUGAGCACCUCACCUGCACCGCAUCAGCGCCACGAUCAACCUAAGCACCACUCUCUUCUUGUCACAAGAAGACAGAGAAUGGCUCGGCUUGCAUCGUGUGGUUUGCAGUUUCACCACACAAACGGUUCACAUCUCUCCAUCAGGCAUGCAGGGAACAGUCACAACCCGCCGCCACUUCAGAUAGAAGAGAAGCAAUUAGGAUUAUUUUCUCAUUGAUGCAUAAGCUUUCUAUGAGAGGGUAAAUUGUGUGUGUAUGAGAGUGUGUGCGUGUGCAUGCACAAGUCAUGUGACUGUUACGCAACGAUCAUUUGUCCCCCCUCAGUGUUUCACACUCGAACUAAACUCGAACUAUUUUUGUCGAGCUGUGUCCACAUCCAGCUAACAUGUACUGUACAUUUAAAGGAUAGAAUCUGUUUGCUCACAUACUCACAUGCCCGUAUGUACAUUGAAACCACAUAUUAGCUUAACUUCUGCUAAACUUUGUAAUGUCUUUUUACAUGGAAAGAGGAUUGUGGAUUUUGUCCUCCAUAUCUCACAUUAGAGUCACAUUAGGUCCUGAUCAGACAGAACAACACACGGCACACCACACUAUUUUUUUUUUGUUGUUGUUGAAGCCUGCCCUGAUCAGACAAAAUGCUUUUAAAAGCUUGCUGCCUCUUGUUUGUAAUUGUUGCUAGGCAACCACCAAACAUCCUGUCCUUAGCUUAACUGCUAUUUUGCUGUUCAGUAAACUCACACAUCUGUAACUUAAAAUUUGCAUAAAAAUGGACAGAUGGAGGGAAUUUGCUGAGUGAGUGAUAGGAAGAGGUUGUUUCCAAAUAUCACAUUGGUCACAGGAAACAGAGAUUAAUGUGGGUAUAUGAGACCCUCAAAUAGAGGAGAAAUCACAGGGGAUACCACCAGGUGGUUCAGGAGCUUUGCCUAGAUGACGUCAGCCCAAGGCUUAUUUCAGGAUGAUUUGGGGACAGUUCCACAAUAUGCUGUUGAUCAUCAGGCCUAAUUACAGUUGGUUUAAUGUUAGAAAGUAAUAGAGGUUUCAAAUUUGUUCAGACAUGUCUUACAGCUGGUGAUGCUUAGACAAUGCUUCACACAAACCAUGUAGGCUAAUACUUGCUGUCAUCGCCACCACAAAAGGCCCUACUCUCAAUUCAUUUGGACAAUGGGACAAAAUGCCAAUGACGUCAGGUGCUCCUGCAAAAACAUGAGGUACACAAAGCAUAAAAACAUGUCAAUCAUGAGAGACAGAAGAAUGAAGUAUUGGUAAUAUUUAAUACAGAAUAUUAAUGUACAGAUCAACAGAUGAUUUGUGCUGAUUAACAGAAAUCUUUGGUGCUUGGACACCAGAGGGAGAUAUUUUGUGAUUGAAGGACAUCUUAGCAGCAGCAGGAUGUCCAGACUCUGGUGGUGGUGGUGGCUGCUGACUCUGAGGCUGAUGGCUGAUGAGGCAGAUGAGGCUGAUGAAUCCGAAAAGAAUAGGUGAGUACGCAUGAUGGCAGCAAGAAAAAACAACGGCAGAGAAAGAACCAUAUUUAAAAGGAGGAGCGGUAAGAUGAUAGGCUGACAGAGGUGUGUCACUGUACUAUCAAUUGAUUGUGAAUCAGCUGAUGAUUCAAGUGACCUAUCCAGACAAUGUCACGUAGGAGUGAAUGGGAGGUAGAGAAAGAAACUGAGCAUGAAAAGUAUCGUCUUCCUGGCUGAACUUUUGCCAGAGCUUCAUGAGGCAAUCAGCAACGCAAAAGCAGCAGGCGGAACUCUUCACUGAGAUUAGAAACAAUUACAAAAAGUCACCCCAGGCUGCUAAAACGCGCUCUGUUUCACUGGGGCCAAAGUUAGGACACCAGUAAUAACUACUGCAACUUUCAGUGCACAUAUGGGCAUGUGAGGAAAAAGUGUGAACCCAUCCUUCAAUGCAAACUUGUUAAUAAAUGAUUAAAUAAUAAAAGAUAAUUAGGUUUAUUUUAUCUGGUCAAUGUCACCACUUCACUGAACUAAGCUGAAUGUCACACAGAAACCAGUGGAGAAACAGUGGUUCAGGAAGUGAUUCCUAUUAGAUGAGUUGUUUUAAUCCACAGAGGAAAUUUAAGAAAUGUGAAAUAUCCUAAUGCACCAGCUCCUGUCUAGCUGUGUUUGAGAACGCAACCAUUAUUGACACCUGCAUACAAUAUAUGACAUCUCUUAAAGGCUGAAGUGGAAAGUUAUUUUACAGUUUCCAGUACAAUAUGUAAUCAUACACAUAAACUGCUUCUCUGGAAGACAAGUCUGGAAAUCCUCCACAUUCUGACUACUUGAACUUCUUCACUCAUUGAAUUCAAGGAUAAUAUAUGCAGGGAAAUGUACACACACAUACAUGACACAUACACUCGCAGAGCUCUUGGCAGCCUUUGGCACACGUCACAGUGGGUCUGUUGGCUUGGGUCUUUGGGGUCUCCAUUGUUGACCACACCUGCCCGCUCUUGUUCAAGUAUCGCUCCUCUGCUGAGUGCCCUGAUCAGGUGUGUCAACAGCCCCCUGGGUCUUAGCAAAGUCCUUCAGUUUGCGUGGGCAGAUGAGAGGAAGUAGCCAAAUAGCUCCGCUAAUGACUUUCUUGUAAAGCCUGAAAUUACUGUCACUACCCAAAGACAAUUUUCCCAUGAUGACAAAAGUUUCAGAUUCUAUUAACUUUCAUCUGUCUGAAAAGUGUGGCAGUAAUUAGGGUUAAUUGGGGUGUUGAGCUGAAUGUGGGCUGCAGAUAACCUUCAAGCCUCUUUGUACCUCUUGGUUUAUGAUUGCGUCAGCUAUUGUGGCAGUCUUCCUCUCUAUCCUUAGUCAUGGUAUUUCGUCUUGUCUGGCCUCCUCUUAAUUCGCCGUGGCAGUUGCAUCUCGAUGGAGGACUUACGAGUCACAUGGAAGGCCUGUCAGUAGGAACAGAGGUAGAUUGUAGCUUUGCAUGUAAGGAGCGGGGCAGGAGAGUAUCUUUCUGUCUCCCUGUCAACUGAUGGAUUGAAACGAAGCAGAGUGCAAAGUGCAUGAACAAGCCUCCCUCUGGCUUUUAAGCAUGCACGUUGUUGCCAAGACCGUCUUCAUGAUCAAAAGGAGGACGAACCUGGAAGAUACCGAAUGAGAGUCCAAUUAAAUAUAGCCUGCAGAGACAGCGGCCGCUCGGACGUGAGAAGCCCUCCCACCCCACCCCUUGCCACUACCAGCGCCGUGAUGCUUUCUAUGAGCAGAAUAUUCUCAAAGUGAAUAGCAGAGGAUCUCUGAAGAACACACACUCGGGCCCCCAAUGAAUGUUCAAUAUUUGAUUAUCUUUUUUCUCUCCUUUUUUUUUUUCCUGACUGCCAUUUCCAUGCCGGGGCUUGGGGUUUUCAGUGGAAGCCUUAUGGAAAUGGAGGAGAGAAAGUGAAAAAAAAAAAAAAAAAAAAAAAUCACACCACAAAUCCAUGAACAGAAUCCCAAUGGAUGAAUAGAAUAAAAGAAGGUGAAGGUGGAAUAAGGUGCCAAGCAGAGGGAGGAGAAACAUAAGAAAUGAAUCCAAGGGUGACACAAAAUCAUGGUAUGGAAUCACUCAUGUCACCUCGGAGACUGCACUUAGAAGCAAAUGUGAAAAGCUUAAAGUACAGUAUAUCCUGCCCUCCUGUUCUCUUGGGUUUGAGUGAAAGGAGUUUAAGAAGAAGUGCCGGACUGAGCUCUUGUUCACCAAGUCCAGUCAGAGCCGAAGAUGUGCUGGAGGGAUACCUUCGGCCCACUUGAAGCUGCUUCAAGGACACUCCCGUUGGACUAAAUGAAGUUAAUUUGAAUCCCUUCUUACUCUCCUGAGUCUGGGGCUGUGUUGAAGCGGACGCCCUCAGCGACAUGUGCUUUUUCCGGUCGACUUUAGAAGAAACUGCUCGGCUAAUUUGUCCAAGAGCUAUUUCACAAGGAGAGAGAGCUGUCAGAGAAAAAGUAUGCUAUCUCUGCACCAGCUUAAAAGAAGAUAUUAUUUCUUCACUCUGUAAUCCUCGGCCCCAGUGGCUCCCUUUUGAUUAGAUUGUCACAUCUUAAACACUUCCACAGGGAAUAUUUCUUUUGUCCAUUGUACUCGUUUAACUAAACGAGUAUUAGAUGUAUUUUUUAUUAGCUCAAGAUCAUUGCUGCAGAUGUGGCAUUAAGGUCACAUAAUGUAUAAGAUCAUGAUAUGACAAGUGUUCAGCGAAAGCCCAUAAAUGUGAGUCAUUCUUCCAACUACACAGUCUGGAAGAAUAUAGACUUCCCCCUGUCUCAUGUCUUUCCGAACAGUACCCCAACAUUUGCAUAACCUUCAGUUAACCUUGUCCAGGAUUUGAUCAUCUCAUCUGACAUUGCUCUGACAACCAUAUCUGACUCAUUUCCAGUAGCUAAGGAAGAUGGGAGCAGGGUUCAGCCCCUCCUGACUCUUAUCUCAACCUGACGCUGGUCUCAUUCUCAGGUACUGGAACGCUGUUAGCAGGAGCUGCCUCACUGCUCUGUCUCGGUGGAAGGUGUCAUAGAAAAGUCUU
Molecule: messenger RNA, 9114 nt
Organism: Epinephelus fuscoguttatus (brown-marbled grouper)
Lineage: Eukaryota; Metazoa; Chordata; Actinopteri; Perciformes; Serranidae
Gene: ttll7
Product: tubulin tyrosine ligase-like family, member 7
Exons: 21
Coding region: 1386-4175 (929 amino acids)
Biological process (GO): protein polyglutamylation; microtubule cytoskeleton organization
Cellular component (GO): cilium
Molecular function (GO): tubulin-glutamic acid ligase activity; tubulin binding
Source: RefSeq, a predicted model, not a curated record